UCAAAGAAAUAGAACAAGUACUCUGUUUUACCCUUUUUAUCUCCUUGAUCUAGUAGUCUUUGUACCACCACUACCCUAACCUUUUCUCAUCUAUUAACACUCCAAAAUCUUUCUAGUUAGAGAUUCAUUCCAUAGAGUAGCAUUCAUAACCCUUUCCUUUUGAAGUUAACACAUUGAUUCUGUUAAAGCUUCUUCUUUUUUGUAUUAGCCAUCUGGUUUUCGGGGAUUCUUUUAAAGUUUUUUUUAUUGGUAUUAACCCUCUAGUUCUCUGGGGAUUCUGUUAAAGCUUUGACUCUUGUUUUUAUUGUCUCAUGGAAUCAUUUCACACUCUUAUGUUGAUGACAUUUUCAUUGAUGUCAUUGAAAUUUCAUGAAUCUUAUGCUCAAAGUAUCAUCAAAUCAGAUCAUGUUCUUGAUCUCCUCAUAAGAGAUCACACAUUCAAGUCAUUAGACAAAAACUUCAAGACAGGAAUACCACAAUCAGUUGAACUACCUUCAAAUUUAUCAGGCAUCAAAGUAGAUACUGUGAGGUUUAGAUGUGGAAGUUUAACAAGGUAUGGUGCAAAAUUAAAAGAGUUUCAUAUUGGAAUUGGUGUUACUAUUCAUCCAUGUAUUGAAAGAGUAAUGUUGAUAAGACAAAGUAUAGAGUAUAAUAAUUGGUCUUCUAUAUAUUAUGCUAAUUAUAAUGAUUUAUCUAAGUAUCAACUUGUUUCACCAAUUGUUGGAAUUUUAGCUUAUAAUGCUGAUGAAGAUUCAAAUUCUAGUAGUAACCCUUUUCAACUUGGAAUUGAAGCUGGUGAAAAACUCAUCACAAUUGAUUUCAACAAUGCUUCAAAUUUCAACAACAAAGAAGAAAAUGGUAUUAAAGUGAAACCAUUAUGUGCAAGUUUUGAAGGAAAUGGAAUAAUGACACUUGCAAAAACAAAACCUUUAGCAACAUUUGUUUGUGUUGCAAAAAGACAUGGACAUUUUGGUUUGGUUGUUGAGUCUUUACAACAAGAAGAUGAUGAGUAUAGAAAGCCUAUAAGAUUAAGUCAAUGGAAAGUUGCAGUUGGAAGUACUAUAGGUGGUGCUUUAGGUGCUUUUCUUAUAGGUUUGCUUCUUAUAGCAAUGCUUGUUAGGGUUAAGAAAAGGUCAAGAAUGGUUGAGAUGGAAAGAAGGGCUUAUGAAGAAGAAGCACUUCAGGUCUCAAUGGUUGGACAUGUUAGGGCUCCUACUGCACCUGGUACUAGAACAACACCAACACUUGAGCAACAUGACUAUAUAACUCGACAUCCUCAUUGAUAAGAUUUCCUGCAGGUUUGGAUUGGCGGUGAAUUUGGCAGAAUUAUUUUGUGUUACCACGACUUGACAGAAUUACGUACGAUGCCACUGUAAUUCCAAACAUGCACUUCAUUGUGUUGUUGAUUAAUCAAUUUUGUAACAUUAAAUGUCACUUUUAACUAAAUUUAUCAUAGGCUAGAUCUUAUAUUGUUAGUUCAUAUUAAGAAUUUUUAUACUUUUUCUUGUAUUCUAAUUUCUAAAUAGAAGGAAUCACACAUUUGAUCCAAUUUUGUGAUUUGGACAAUCGAAUCAAAAUUGGAAUAUUCAUGUUCUAUUUG
This is a messenger RNA of Trifolium pratense (red clover), 1600 nucleotides long. RefSeq lists its product as uncharacterized. Lineage: Eukaryota; Viridiplantae; Streptophyta; Magnoliopsida; Fabales; Fabaceae. The coding region runs from base 312 to 1283 and encodes 323 amino acids. Gene Ontology annotation, cellular component: membrane. The transcript has a single exon. The record is from RefSeq and is a predicted model, not a curated record.